AUGGGUAAUGAUGGAGGAACUAUAGCCAAAAGACAAGAUAUACUAUCCUUACAUUCAUACGGAAAGAAUGGAGAAAAUGAAAAAGUUCAGAUAGCUGAUGAUGAUGAAAACUCUGACCUAACUAAAUGCGCCUUAUCUUCAUCACUAUUAUAUGGCCCAGAAGAUCCGGUGAUCGUAGGUGAUUAUAAAGGGAAAUUAUAUGACAAACUGGAAGUUUUGAAGUAUAUGCUUAAGCAAAAGAGUAACAAUAAUGAUUUUAUCGAUACAAAGGGUAAUGAAGUAACUAAUAUUUCGUCUCCAUUCAGUCAUCUUCGUUCUUUGAGAGAUAUUAUUGACGUACAUGUCAAUUGGAAGCUUAAUUCUGCUGGUCUAAGACCAACUAUUGAAUGUCCUGUAACGAAGGAACUGAAUAGUAAUACAGUUUAUGCAUAUUUACGUCCAUGCGGAUGUGUACUUUCUUUCAAGAUCUUAGAAGGACUUGAUAAAUACUUUUCUGAAAAGGGCAAUAAAUCGGAUAACGGAAUGAAAGAUUUCGACUGCCCUAACUGUGGUGAGAUGUUUUGUUUCAAGUACGAUGUUGUUAUUUUAAAUCCAAGAGAUGUCAAAGAGCGUACUGAAUUCAAUAAGAGAACUUUCAAUCUCUUACAGGAUUUGAAACUAACCCAUUCCAAGAAGCCGAUGAAGAUCAAGAAGAAGAAAAAAGAUACGUCAGAACCUAAGGGUCUUUCUGAUUCAAGAAAAAGGCGUGAAGAUGCAGACGAAACUACGAACUUAACGAAAAAGACUAAGAUUUGA
Messenger RNA from Debaryomyces fabryi, 795 nucleotides. RefSeq lists its product as uncharacterized. The coding region runs from base 1 to 795 and encodes 264 amino acids. The transcript has a single exon. NCBI's taxonomy places the organism in Eukaryota, Fungi, Ascomycota, Pichiomycetes, Serinales, Debaryomycetaceae. Gene Ontology annotation, biological process: mitotic DNA replication termination; site-specific DNA replication termination at RTS1 barrier. The record is from RefSeq and is a predicted model, not a curated record. Gene Ontology annotation, cellular component: nucleus.